Molecule: messenger RNA, 1824 nt
Organism: Dichotomopilus funicola
Lineage: Eukaryota; Fungi; Ascomycota; Sordariomycetes; Sordariales; Chaetomiaceae
Product: UV radiation resistance protein and autophagy-related subunit 14-domain-containing protein
Exons: 2
Coding region: 1-1824 (607 amino acids)
Biological process (GO): SNARE complex assembly
Cellular component (GO): endosome; lytic vacuole
Molecular function (GO): SNARE binding
Source: RefSeq, a predicted model, not a curated record
AUGUCGACCGAGACCACGCGCCCGUUGUUACUACCCCAAAAUCGCAAACUCCGACACUUGCGCGGCAUCGCGCUGAGGAACCUUGUCUUUUCCCGACCCCGCGGACGCACGCUCGAUGACGCCGACCUCAAUAACAAAAGUCCCGCGAAGCUCGAGUCGCUACGAACAACCACACCUCAUCUUCACCAUGCUUUGUCUUCCGAAGACUUGCGCCCACCAGCGGGUCGCCGAAGAAGCACCAAUUUAGCCAACGUUACUCCGGCCAUUCGGCAGAGAAAGUUCGAGGAUGUUUACGACAGCAAGUUAGCCGAUGCUUUCUUCUCCUUACACGUGGAGGACGAGGAGGAACCAAUAUACAUAAGCGAGGUCGAGGAGCGUGCCACGAACUUCAACUUCCGGCAUUUUGAGCUUUCUGAGUUGGACUCCUCCAUCACUCACUCGGCUCAGGUCACGAUAAAGGUCUGGGCCAAACGACACGACACCUGGUCACUCUUGCGGGAAGAUACGGUUGACCUGCGGGCGCUCAAUUGGCUUGGGACGCUCCAGAGUGUUCAUUUCCCGCCGAACAGUUUGGCCUUCCACAUGGUCGACGGCAUUUACUCGCUGGAGCUCACUGGAAAGCCUGCGCCACCAAAACACUCUAUUCCGGCACCGACCUCGUCGUACAAUGCCUUGAUGAGGCUUGCGACGUUGGAUAACUCGAUUCAAGACGCGCUUGCUACCCGUGAACUUCUCACGCAACAGAUCAACGACCUCCUGACUCACGAAACCGAAAAUGAAGUGCCCGAAGCCGAAGAUGCACUUUCCCUGACAAACAAAUACUUAAUACAACAACGGAAGGCGAUCGCGCUAGCUAGGAAACGAAACACGGAGUUGAAGGAAUCGAUCGCGGCGCGGGGUAAAGCCAUUGCGCAGGGUCGCGCAACGCAGGAGAAAGUUGCCAACGACGUCGAGAAUGCUACGGAAAAACUGGCCCAGUCCCGGACUCUCCUCGCGAAGGCUAAGAGCGACAUACACGGCCAGCGCCGACGCAUCUGUGAAGAUCUCUCCCGCAUCUACAACAUCACACCAGUGCUUCUCGGACCACCACUCUCUUUCCAAAUCUGCAACCUUCCUCUGCCCAAUACCACCUACGACUCCGCCACUAAAUCCGCCGGUCUGAGCGAAGACGCCCUCUCUGCUGCUUUGGGGUACGUCGCGCACUUGGCCGACUCCUUGCAGUACUACCUCUCCGUCCCGUUGCCCUAUCCAAUCCGAGCAUUCGGGUCACGUUCCAGCAUCCGUGACGACAUUUCCCAGCUGCCGGACCCGCAACGCGAGUUCCCGUUGUAUGUCCCACGGGGAGGGUCUGGGUCGAGCGCGCAUUUCCGUUUCGACUACGCCUGGUUCUUGCUCAACAAGGAUGUUGAAGCGCUGUGUGCGUCACAAUCGCUGAAGGUCGUGGAUAUCCGACAUACGCUGCCUAAUCUGAAGUACCUGCUAUAUGUGUGCAGCGCGGGAGGAGACGAAGUGCCCGAGAGAAAACGGGGAGGUGUCAGAGGGCUGUGGGCGGGGAGGGUGAAGGGGUUUGGCAUGGUGACGGGCGAUGAUGCCAGCAGUCUGGGUGGGCACAGCCGACGAGGCAGUGACGCGAGUGAAGCGGCAGGAAGGCAGAGGGAUGAGUUCGUGCGGAAAGCGAUGGCCAACGGGGGUCGGGAACAUCCGAUGCGAGAGGGUAAUGGGGAUUUUAAUGGUCCGCAUGGGGGAUCUGGACUGCCAUUUGAGGAGGGCGAGACGAAGCUGAGUUUGAGGACCAAGGGGUUGAGAGAGAACGCUGCGCAGUGA